CGCGUCCCCUGUACUCGGAACCGGGGAAAGCAUGAGGCGGUGGUGUCGGACUGGUGCGACCUUGGCUAUUGGAGCGGGACUCGGAGCCGCGGUCAGCCGCCUCCUGAGCCCCAUAGGCGGCGAGGAGGAGCCGGACAGAUUCGGUCUUCUUAGCAGAAUCCCGGUGGUCCCAGUACCGAGCGUUCAAGCCUCCGAGCUGACGGUAAGUCCAGGUGGGUCGGGAGCGGCGAUGAAAUAUGGCUUUCCCUCAUUGGCCAACAUCAAGACGAGAGAAUCCUACGUCAUCUCAUAUGACCCCCGCACACGCACUGCAUCUUGGGUAAUAGAGAAGCUAAACCCUGCCUCCCUGAGCGGACCAUCAGAUAGGAAAUGCUGCGAGUUCAAAGAGGAUGACAGUGUGCAUGUGUUCCACAGGUCAACCAAUCAGGACUACAAGGGGAGUGGCUUUGACAGAGGUCAUCUGGCUGCUGCAGCCAAUCACAAGUGGAGUCAGAAAGCCAUGGAGGACACUUUCUACCUGAGCAACAUUGCUCCACAGGUAAGCAAACACAUUGGUACACACUACACCCACAUAAACACUACAGCUGUACCCACCAUGCACACUCUUGUUUUGCUGUUCUUUGUGUUUUGUGUUAAGAGCCCUCACUUGAACCAGGUCACCUGGAAUAAUCUGGAGAAGUUGUGCCGCUCUUUGACCAAGCGUUACCUAAACGUCUACGUCUGCAGCGGACCCCUUUACCUGCCCAGGCAAGAGGCUGAUGGGAAAUUCUAUGUUCGUUAUCAGGUCAUUGGACGAAACCACGUUUCUGUCCCGACACACUUCUUCAAAGUGUUGAUUCUAGAGCAGAUGGACGGCAGAGGGGUGGAGCUCCGGUCUUACGUUUUACCAAAUGAAACCACAGAUGAGAAGGUUCCUCUGGAGCGUUUUCUUGUUCCAAUAGAAACCAUUGAGAGAGCAUCAGGACUUCUGUUUGUCCCAAAUAUCAUGAAGAGAACCAGCAGCCUGCAGGCCAUCACCAAUAAAUGAACAACAAUACCCAGGAUACAUCAUUGAUCAACUGAACUGUAGUGCCCAGCUUAUGUUCAUGGGAACAGUUCAGCUGCACAUUCAAGACUAUCCAUUUGAAAGGCAUCAAAAAGAAAAAUAGCCAACAUGCCUCAUGUUACAUCAGCGCUGAUACCCAACAUACUACAGAAGCCUUAGUAUCUUGUGGAUCCACUGCAGCUCUCAUAACAAAGCUACGACACGCAACUCUCUGGUAACUUAUGAAAGCCACCAACAAUGUGUCCUGAGGAGGGAACUGAUACUAAAGUCCAACAAGGAGGUUAUGUUUUCAUCGGCAUGGGUUCAUCUGUAUGUUUGUCAGUUUUUGAAAGAUCAAUCUUACCAUUACAUUUUGUCAAGAUUCAACCCACUGAUGUCACAAAAGAAAUCCCAUGUCUUAUAAUAAAACCGUGUAAACUGUCUUAUCUAA
This is a messenger RNA of Solea solea (common sole), 1475 nucleotides long. It is a transcript of the gene endog, whose product is annotated as endonuclease G. Gene Ontology annotation, molecular function: single-stranded DNA endonuclease activity; RNA endonuclease activity; nucleic acid binding. The transcript is spliced from 5 exons. Bases 32 to 1027 code for a protein of 331 amino acids. Lineage: Eukaryota; Metazoa; Chordata; Actinopteri; Pleuronectiformes; Soleidae. Gene Ontology annotation, cellular component: nucleus; mitochondrial inner membrane. The record is from RefSeq and is a predicted model, not a curated record. Gene Ontology annotation, biological process: apoptotic DNA fragmentation.